UGGCAACACCAAAUGGUGAGUAGUUUUGUCAUAUGUCAUAUGUUGUGUUGUGUACGGAAAUUUGAUUCAUCCUCCUUCAGUUUAAUCAGUUUUUGAGUGUUAAACACCCAAAAUUGAAUCAUGCUUUUGUGGUAGAUAUAACCAGGUAUCGCACAGUGAAAGAGUGAUGCAGGAAUCAGUGAUAAAUAGACUGUGCUAAAGAAGAAAAGCGAGUCAGUUCAUUGACCCAGUCACUGACAGCUUGAGCACCGCCAUGAUGUUUUUUUGACUCAAUUGCCUACAAUUUCCCAUAACGUUGAGUUUUUUCCGCGAUUGUGCGGUGUUUUCCGCUUGAAAAGUGGACAGAACAGUGCGUUGAGAGGAACUGUGUGAGUUGAAGGUGACAUAAGUGUGUUAUUUCAUCGAUUUUGCUAAAAAAUUUCACAGGAUUAUCGCAAUGGAUACAAAAGAUUUGGGUCUCGAUCCUACGCUUAUGGGGCAUAUGGGUCCCAUAUCGCCGCCUGACUUGAAGCCAGAUACAGCACUUCUCAAUGGGAACUGUGGGGGAUCAUUCUCACCUGGCGGAGGUGGUGGCAGUACCACUGGCAAUGGUGGUACUCCAGGUAGUCCGAGCUCGUAUGCUGGUCAAAUUUCCAUGCAGACAUCCACACCACCAAACCAGCUCAAUAGUCAAAAUGCUCCCAAUCGAUCACCCUAUCCGCCCAAUCAUCCGCUCAGUGGAUCCAAGCAUCUGUGCUCAAUCUGUGGCGAUAGAGCCAGUGGAAAACACUACGGAGUAUACAGUUGCGAAGGCUGCAAGGGUUUCUUCAAGAGGACUGUUAGAAAGGAUCUGACUUAUGCUUGUCGUGAGGAUAAAAACUGCAUCAUUGACAAACGGCAGAGAAAUCGAUGUCAGUAUUGCCGAUAUCAGAAAUGUCUAGCUUGUGGAAUGAAGAGGGAAGCUGUUCAGGAAGAGAGACAGCGAGGAGCCAAGUUACCAACAAAGCAAGACGAUCUGAAUCCUACAAGUUCAGUUCGCGAUCUGACGAUCGAGAGGAUCCUCGAGGCUGAGCAGAAGAGUGAAGCGUGUGGUGAUAAUGCAAUUCCGUACUUGAGGGUGGGACCAAAUUCAAUGGUUCCGCCAGAAUAUAAGGGAGCUGUGUCGCAUUUAUGCCAAAUGGCAAAUAAGCAGCUUUAUCAGUUGAUUGAAUAUGCUAGGCGGAUGCCUCAUUUUGCACAACUGCAACGUGAGGAUCAAGUGACACUCUUAAGAGCUGGCUGGAAUGAAUUGAUAAUUGCUUCAGUGGCUUGGAGGAGUAUAGAGUAUCUCGACACAGAACGUACAAAUCCCGAUGGUACAAUCGAUCGACGAUCAAUUGUGCGACAGCCUCAGUUAAUGUGCUUGGGCCCCAAUUUCACAUUGCACAGAAAUAGUGCCCAGCAAGCUGGUGUUGCGCCCAUCUUCGAUCGCAUCCUGUCUGAAUUGAGUGUGAAAAUGAAGCGACUGAAUAUGGAUCGAGCUGAAUUGGGAUGUCUUAAGGCGAUAAUACUGUUUAAUCCAGCCACAAUUCCAGAUAUUCGUGGACUGAAAUGCCGACAGGAUGUGGAUGUUCUGCGUGAGAAAGUGUACGCAUGUCUCGAUGAACACUGUCGCACUGAACAUCCAGGUGAUGAUGGACGCUUUGCGCAGCUUCUCCUGCGACUUCCAGCUCUCCGAUCUAUCAGCCUCAAGUGUCUCGAUCAUCUUUUCUUCUUUCGUUUGAUUGGGGAUAAGCAAUUGGAGACAUUUGUUAGUGAAAUGCUGGAUACACCGCUACCACUUUAAGUAUCCAGAACUUUCACACAUCUUCAUCCGUCAAAUUCCUAAGAGAGGAAGGCUGGACAGCAAAUUAUAAAAGAAAAAAAAAACAGGGAGAAUAGACAAAUGUCUCAAAUGGUGCGCAAGUUCAUUAAUUAUUCAUUUUAACAACAUUAAUUGAUAAUGUGUUAGGAUUCAUGCGAUUGAGAAUAAUUUCUCAUGAAAUUUUCCAUCAAGAAAAAUAUCCAAAGAAUUUCUUAAUGAGGGACUUUACUCCUCGGGAGACAUUCAAGCAAUUGGUGACUUUUGUGGAGCUUUUAUCAUUUAACAAUGCCUCAAAAAACUCUCAAGAGGAUUGAAGUUCAAAAUCAAAUACUUCGUUCAAAUUCUAAUUUAUGUUUUUUUCUGACAAAAAAGGACAAUUUUAAUAGAAAAAGGCAGUGAGUGUUUAUUUGAAAUGAUUGUAUGCUUGAAUUUGAUAAAAAGCAAACUAAAGAUUCUUCUUGAUCGAGAUUGAGCUAAAAUGUUCUCCUAAUCUUCAAAGGAUAAUAAUAAUAAUGGUGACACAACGUGUCAUAGAGGAACUUAGACCUUUCCGCAAGGGGAGUUCGGGACUUCCAUUUUUAUAAUUUUUUUUAUGAAAUCAAGUGCAGUGAAGCUCUCUGGAUGCAAUUCGAACACCUUUAACGCCAGAAAAAUUCCUGGUGUCCUAAAGAGGAUGCAAACUCGGGACACUUGCAUCUUAGAACGAGUGCUCUAUGAUGCACGUAAAAAUAGCGUUCUAUAAAUUCCAGCUCUUUCUCAAAGAAUGUUCUUGAAAAUAAAACCUAUGGCAAAGCGUCCCGGCUUUGCAGAAUGCUGGAACUCACGAAUUGGAGAUUCCCCUAGACUUAUGGUGAGGUCACCGCAAACCCGAAGUCGAUAUCUCUUACCGUUUGGCCUCUAGCUAUAUCAAAAAAUUGUAUAUACAACAUUGAGAAAAAAAGAGGCUGCGAUUAACUUUUUUUCGUCAUAACUACCAUUUUUGGGUGUAAAAGUAUAUCAACAUUUUUUAAUGUUAAUUUUACACUUUCUAAGGGUAAAAUCAACAUGGAAGAAAGGUAACUUUAACCCAUAAUACACCUAAAAAGGGUUAAAUUAACAUUUCCGGAAUGUUAUUUUAACUUUUUCGGAUUUCUCUCAGUGAAAGAAUAACUAAAAAAAUUGAACAAUAUGAGUCAUUUACAGGUGCUUUAGUGAUUCAUUGCCGAUUGAGUCCGGAUUGGAAAUAUCAAGACCUUUCUAAAAAAUCCAAAUUUAACCCUUUAAGGACGAUUGGGUCACCCGUGACCCAUAGAGAAAAUAGUUUUUCCUGACUACCUAAAGCUAUUCGUUUCUAAUGUUUGUGCCUAAUCGCAAAGAACAACGUGAUAGGAAUCUAGGAUAUUUUUUGCAAAUCUCCAAUUAUUUGGUAUAUAGUAAAUAUUAAAGUUCAAAAGUGACGAAAUUUCAAAUUACCGCACUGAUGAAUGAUUUUUUUUAAAUUACUUUUUGAUAUUUAAAAUUUUCUUAAAGCAAAAGCGUCUUGGCACUAGAAAAUACAAUAAUCAUAAAUAAUAUUUUUCAUUAGAACGAAAAUUAUCAUUCAUUGGUAUUGUCAGAAAAUUGAUUUGAAUUUUUGGUCUAUUUUUGUCCUUAUCGUCCAUGGAGGCAGAAAAUACACCAAUUCAGACUCUGUUGGACUUAGAAGGUUAGAUGUAAGGCGUUUCAUUGAAUUUGUUUAUCGGUGUAAUUUUUAAUGCUGAUUUUCGGUCCGUAAAAAGUGUCUCGUAAGUGUCCUUUAAAGAAAGUGUUAUAAAUCGGUUAAGAAAUGAAUCCUCCAAACUAGUUCAACUUUGAUCUCCGUAAAUUCGAUGUAUUUUUCUGUCAUGGGUGUCUUGGGGUGAAAUGUUAGCAUGUAACUACAGUAGACUUUCGCUAAUUCGGCUCUUUUAAGAUCGGACUACUUUUGAAAUCGGGCAGCAGUUAAAUUUGAAAAAAAGUUUAUCGACAUUUUUUUUUAAGUUUCCGAAUGAAACAAAUAUGCUCAAAUUUGCCAUGUUUUGUCUUAUUUAUGGUGCGAUUUUGCAUUAUUGAGGCGUUUUCAUGAAAUUUAUCAUAAAUAUCAGUAUGAAAACUUAAUAUGAGUAUGCAAAAUAAGAAAAAAUCGUUGUAUUCAUUCAUUCAUUUUCAACCGCUUAUCCCUUUGGGGUCGCGGGCCCAUGACAUCCAAAUUAGCAGCCCACGCUUGUCGAUCCUCCGCCACUUCAGGAAGAUGUUCGGGUUUGAUCCCGAGGCGUUCCAAGGCAAGAUUCUGAAUUUGAUUCAGCCACCUUGUCCUAGGUCUGCCUCGAGGCCGAGGUCUCCUCACAAUGGCUUGCAUAGCUUUUCUGGGGAAUCUUUCUUCAUUCAUGCGUUGAACAUGUCCAUACCAUCGAAGUUGUCGACUAAGCUCGACCUUCCUCAGCACGCUUCUGCCAAGCUCCCUCAUUACUGCAGAAGCCUGACCGAUUCGCGACGCGAGUUCUGCCUCCAUCCUACCAUCACUCGUGAAUAACACCCCGAGAUACUUGAACUUCUCCACCUGUGUCAGUGAGUCUCCACUAACAUGUAGAGUGCAUUCCACAGAUUGUCGGGAAAUCACCAUUACCUCCGACUUACCCACGUUCACCUUCAUAACUGUUUCGGCACGAACAUUUACAAAUCGGUCAAGUGUGCGCUGAAGCUCUUCUUCGGAAGAUCCUAAAAGAACCAAAUCAUCUGCAUAGAGGAGAUGGCUCACCCUGAAAUCCCCAAUACGAAUCGCAUUCCGCCCCCGACUGCGUUCCAUAAUCUUGUCCAUGUAUAUUAUGAACAACAAUGGUGAUAGAACACACCCUUGACGCAGUCCAACACCCACUUGAAAACCUUCCGAUUUGGAUACGUUUACACGAACACAGCUACUACAGUCUCUGUACAAUAACUGAAUGGCUCCUACCAAUUCUUCAUCCAGUCCGUAAUCGUGCAGUACAUCCCAAAGUUGUUCUCUCGGUACUCGGUCAUAUGCUUUUUCCAAAUCUAUGAAACAAGCAUAGAGUGGAAUUGCAUACUCCCAAGCCUUUUCGACAAUCAUCCUCAGGGUAAAAAGCUGAUCCGUGGUGCUUCUACCAGGUCUGAAACCGUAUUGUUCCUCACCCAGUCUGGGUUCGACUAUUUCUCGGCAUCUUCUCUCAAGGAUUUUGGCGUACACUUUGCCGGGCAAACUCAGAAGGGAAAUUCCCCUAUAAUUGGAGCAAUCUUUCUUGUUUCCCUUCUUGAAUAUGGGUAUAAUGACCCCAACUUGCCAGUCCUUCGGUGCUCUCCCACUUUGUCAAGCCACCUUAAUGACACGCGUGAGCCAAUUGGCACCCGCUAUACCCAUGAGUUUUAGCAUUUCGGGACGUAUUUCGUCAAUUCCUGCAGCUUUUCCAUCCUUCAAUUUACUAAUCGCAUACAGGACUUCACUCUCUGAAGGACUACUUUCCUCCCUGCCUUUACUCAUGGGUACGUCACCAUCAGUGCCUUGCUGAGGAUUGAGCAAUUCCGAGAAGUACUCUUUCCAGCGAUUUAAAACCUCUUCCUCUUUGGUCAGAAGAUUCCCUUCCUUGGAUGUUACUCCUUGGAUGGAAUUGCUCUUCUUCCCUCGGAGUCUUCGGACUGUUUGCCAGAAAGUUUUGUUUGCCGUCCUAUAGUCAAGCUCCAGCUUUUCACCGAACUUUUUCCACUCGUUGUAUUUCGUUGUAUUUCAAACAAUUUGACGCCCGAAUUUCUCUUUAAUUCGGGUGACAUUUCGAUCCCAAAUGCCCAAAUUUUUGAGAGAAUACUGUACAGUAGCUACAGUAGACUCUCGCUCAAUCGGUUCUUUUUAAAUCGGGCGAAAAUAUUUGUUGACAGUUUUCACGUUUCAUUUUGAAGCAAAUUUGCUCAAAUUCGCUGUAGUUCCUCUUGUUUUAUCAUGAUUCUUUAUAAUUGAGCGUUUUUUGUGGAAUUUACAAUGACGUCGACCCUCAAAUUUCACGAAAAUUUGGAUGACAUUUUGCCCCAUAUGCCCGAUUGAGAGAGAGUCUACUGUACUGUACUUUCAAAAGAUUUUCAAAAGUAAACGAAAUUGCAAUAACCAUUUUAUAGAAAAACCCAAAAGUCACGGUUUGAGAGGUGAUAGUUUUGCUUGGGGGGGGGGGGUUAAGAAAAGAUAAGAUUUUGCCAGGGGUCAGUUCUCCAUUUCGGAUAUUCCGAUGCAUCCAGGUCACCAAUUGGGCCCCUUAUGCUUCCCCACUCCUAUUCUAUCUUAUCUCCCGAUACGGGUAGCCGCUCUAUAUCACAGCUCUGUGAGCAGUCAGUGCCGUUACUAUAUCACAGCAUCCCUUCUCGGUGUGUGUUUGGGAUCAGUGACAGCGAAUAUUUGUAUCGACUGAAGUACCGCUUUCAUGUCGAAACUCGUUCUCGUACCAGCCUCUAUUGUUUAGGCGGUUCACUUUUUUUGCCAAUAUGCACCAUUGACAUUACUAUUCAUUCAUUCACUGGACGAAUUCAAAGCCGAUAUGGCAUGAGAAAUCUUUUUCUGCUGCUGCUCAGCUUUGAACCCCAGACCUCGCAGUCAUAGAGCUACUACUCUAUCCACUGACCCACUCGAGGCCCUGGGGGGGGUUAAUAAGCGUAAUAAGGAAUAAAUGUCUCUAGAUAUUUUUUUUUAGGCGCGUGGGGAGGGUCACCGAAUGCUCGAAGUUGAUAUCUCUUACCGGUUAAGCUCCAGAACCGUAAUGAGUUGAAAAAAGCUGAUUGUGCUCUCUCUUUGAGUUCGAGCAGUUGGGUAACUGUACCAAAUUUCGGCAUAGUUGGAUGGAAGCACCAAUGUUUUUUUGUUACUUCUUUUAAAGGAGUGUUGCUUGGAACUUUGCAGAUAGUUCAUCGUCUUUGUAUUCUUAAAAAUUCUUCUUAAUACAUUUUAAAAUGAAUAAAAAUAUAGACAUAGCUUUGGAUAAUAUUUCGGACACCUUGAUUCUCAUAGUUCCUUCCCGUUCUGGAAUUUUUCCUAAGUCUUUCACAUCACCUUCGAAGCAACAUUUUUUUUGCAUUGUAUAAUUUCUAGGAUAUGGUAAAACUAAAAAUUCAUGGAAAUUUGAACAACAAAACUAGUGGCCGAGAUUGCGAGCUGGUCGAAAUUUGGUACAGUUGCCCUAAAUAGCGUCAAAGCAGAGUUUUCUUAAAUUAAUUUUUCGAUAAAAUUUUGUUUCAACGUAGAGAGGCAAAGGGCAAAAUUGAUUUCAAGAAAGAAAGUUAAUAAAAUAUUUAUUUCAAUUUCGCGAUUGAUUUAAAUUUAUGGAUGGAGCUGGAAGGGAAAAAUCCAUGCUUUUAGUCAAUUAAUCUCAAUCAUGGUCAUGAGAAGACAAAUCGCCAGAAAAGUCAUCUAUUGCUGGGUGUCUAAAAAUCAUGGAAAAAAUGUUAUAAAUCCAUUUGCCACCGGAAAUUAUUCUGUGGAUUUGACAAGUCGAAGAAGAGUGAAGGAAAAAUUUAUUUCUAUCACGAUAGAAAGAAAAAAACACUGAAUAAUUCUUGUAUGAUACUAUAUUUAUAUAUUUUUUCUACUUUGACUAAGUAACUAUUAUUACUACAAUUUAGUUUUUUUCUAUUUGCAUAGCAAAAAUAUUAUUUUUUUUUAUUAAAUUUCUUUUGGCAAUUUUUUGUAUUUUUUUCCCUUAUUCAGGGAAGAAGACAUGAAUGUAAUAUUUCUACCACUAAUCAAAAUUAGUUUUUAAAUGAAUGAUUUAAUUGUAUACAUAGGAAAAGAUGCUGAGAGAGAAAAAUUUACAAAGUUUGUCUAUUUGAAGUGUGCAUAGAGGAUGUAAAUAUUUCUUUUAUUAAAAUAAUUCAAUCGUACAAUUUUCACAAUGAUACAGUAAGUAAGUAAAUAUUUGAGAGAGAAAAAAUUGCAACAAAGUAAAUUCAUGUUAUAUUUUUAGCAUUAGGCAAUUCCUUUUGAUAAAGUACUUUCUAUUUUAUUGCAAGUAACAUUUUGAGAUGAUUUUAUUUCUCAUGUAAAUCACAUAUUAGCCACAUUUUUUUUAUUAAUUCACUCUUGAAAGGAAAAUUAGAGAAAAUUGUUGACUUGGGAAAUCACAUUUUUUUUCACCUUUAAUUUUGUUUUGCAAAAUAAAGUAAUGACAUUCCACGAUGAUAAAUGUUGAUAAAGAAAAUUUUUCAGUGUUGAAGGGAGAAAGAAAAAUUAAUUGCAAUUCUAAUGUGUUUGGUGCAUUGAAGUGCAUCAUAAACGAAAAAAAAUAGAGAUAUCACAUUUGAAUUUCUUUUCUGAUUGAAAUUGAGGAUAUUAGAGAUUGGUAUAUUAACUAGAAAGGCAAAAACAAAAGAGUGAGUAUUUAUAUUGCAGAUUUAAAAAGGAAAAAUUUCUAGACAACUUAUAAAUGUUAAAAAUAAGAUUAUAUGGAAAUGAAAAAAAAUAUAUUUAGAGUAAUUUAUUUGAUGAGAAAAGAAUCUUUUUGAAAGAGAAAAAGGAUUGAAAAUUUAGAGAGAAGUCUAUGAAUGAAAAAUUCUUGUUAUCCUAAAUUCACUAUUAUUAAUGUAUUACAAGAUAUUUUUUAUUAAUUUAAUAAAAAAUUUUAAUUGUUACGCGUCCA
Phlebotomus papatasi is the source of this 8445-nucleotide messenger RNA. RefSeq names its product protein ultraspiracle (gene usp). The record is from RefSeq and is a predicted model, not a curated record. Gene Ontology annotation, molecular function: nuclear receptor activity; zinc ion binding; RNA polymerase II cis-regulatory region sequence-specific DNA binding. NCBI's taxonomy places the organism in Eukaryota, Metazoa, Arthropoda, Insecta, Diptera, Psychodidae. Gene Ontology annotation, biological process: anatomical structure development; cell differentiation; cellular response to ecdysone. The coding region runs from base 437 to 1804 and encodes 455 amino acids. The transcript is spliced from 7 exons. Gene Ontology annotation, cellular component: activator ecdysone receptor complex; nucleus.